Molecule: messenger RNA, 4764 nt
Organism: Cygnus atratus (black swan)
Lineage: Eukaryota; Metazoa; Chordata; Aves; Anseriformes; Anatidae
Gene: REEP3
Product: receptor accessory protein 3
Exons: 8
Coding region: 69-842 (257 amino acids)
Biological process (GO): endoplasmic reticulum tubular network organization
Cellular component (GO): endoplasmic reticulum membrane; cytoplasmic microtubule; endoplasmic reticulum tubular network
Molecular function (GO): microtubule binding
Source: RefSeq, a predicted model, not a curated record
GGGCCGGGCCGGGCGGGGCCGCGGCCAUUGGGGCCCGGCUGCGGAGGGGACGCGCGGCCGCCGCCGCCAUGGUGUCCUGGAUGAUCUCCCGGGCCGUCGUGCUGGUGUUUGGGAUGCUGUAUCCUGCAUAUUAUUCGUACAAAGCUGUGAAGACAAAAAAUGUGAAGGAAUAUGUUCGCUGGAUGAUGUAUUGGAUUGUGUUUGCUCUUUAUACAGUUACUGAGACAAUAACAGACUUAACAGUCUCUUGGUUUCCACUGUAUUAUGAACUGAAGAUAGCGUUUGUUAUUUGGCUUCUUUCCCCGUAUACUAGAGGGGCGAGUUUAAUCUACAGAAAAUUUCUGCACCCUCUUCUUUCUUCUAAAGAAAGGGAGAUUGAUGAGUACAUCGUACAAGCCAAAGAAAGAGGCUAUGAGACCAUGGUGAAUUUUGGAAGGCAAGGGUUGAAUUUGGCAGCAACUGCUGCAGUGACAGCAGCUGUAAAGAGUCAGGGUGCGAUAACUGAGAAACUGAGAAGUUUCAGUAUGCAUGAUUUGACUACUAUACAAGGAGAUGAGCCAGUAGGACAGAGGCCCUAUCAGACAUUACCAGAAACAAAAAAGAAAACCAGAGCCUCUGCAAAUGAACCUCCAGGUUACAAAAUUCCAAUGGAAAAAAAUCCUGGAGAUGAUAAAACAGAUGAAGAGGUGGAAGGAACACAUUCCGAGGAUGAAAUGUUUGCUCAGAGAGGCCUUCGAAGAACGCAGAGCAUGAAAUCUGUGAAAACUAUUAAAGGCCGUAAAGAGAUACGGUAUGGAUCACUGAAAUACAGAGUAAAGAAGAGACCCACCGUAUACUUCUAAGUUUAUUGCACAAUGCCUGCAAGUCAAACUGCUGUAUUAUAAUAACUUGAAUUCAGUACUUCAAGUGUUAAAGAUCUGUGUAUGAUUCAUAUAAUGGAUAUAUAUGAAUAGAUAUGGUAGGACUUGGUUUUGUGAGCCUAAAUGAUUUGAUAAUGUAUUACUCUGCUCUUCUGUAAUUGCUUGUUGUUUAGACUUUAAUCUGGAGAAGGUAUAGGAUGAAUUUCAUCACUGCUUAAAUAAGAGUUAAAUGAGUAACAGGAAACAGCUUGACUUUUUCAGAGGUACUGAGCAGACUGAAAUAAUUACAAGUCCAAGUGAAUUAGCAGAAGCUGUAAGUGUUUGGAACUUGUGAAAGUCGAACCCAUAGUGUCCUUUAGUUUACAUGGAAAGAUAGGUAUACUUGAUAUAUUCUUCUGAACUACAGUUCCUGAAAAGACCUAUGUGUAGUUAAAAAGCAUAGUUUAAAGGACAGCAGAUGAUAUGGGGAAGGAGAAGGAAAGGUGAGAUAGACAGGGAGUAUCCUUAAUAUCAUCUUCUCACAUCAUAUUUCCAAGCUUAACAAACUUGUAUAAUGCUAACAGGUACAAAAUGGGGGUACGUUUAGCACUUUAUGCAAAACUGGGUAGUUUUGCGCACUUACUGAUUUACAGCUGCACAUGUUGUUUUAGUUAAUUCUUAGGUAGAUUAGACUUAUCUUUUGAAUGCCAGCAAUUCUGUAGUUCGUGGUCUUUUUAUAACUUGAUUGCUUAAGUACACUUAGGAUGCUGUAGAUAAUUGCAACUAACACUUAACAAUAUAAUCAGGUGCCUUUCUGUGUCUUACAGGGCUGCGGGGUUAUCUGUCUGUUUUUUUUGGUUUUGUUUUCUUUUUUCUUCCCCCUUCAGCUGAGAAGAUGUAACAUGAUUUAAGUCAGUUUUUGGUUAAAAUUGUGGUAAAUAAAACUUGUAGCAAUUCUGGUGAUAGACCUCAGGGAUCUGAGCAGCCCAUCAACUGUGUAAUAUAAGUCAUACUGUUGUGGUGGCACGUAUGAUUGAUUAUUCCGGCCCUGGUUUGGUUUUGCUCUGCAUUUCUAUAAGAAAAUAUAUAUAUAUUUAGAUUAUGUAUAUGUGUAUAUUUCUUAUCAUGUGGAUUCUAAAUUUGGCAGUGUAGUAUUUUAUUGCUAAAGUUAUUACUAAAAUAUUUACAUACAAAUAGCUUUUUCUGAAAGUCUAGCUCAUUUACUCAGCCAUGUUAUAACCUAGUGUCCAUGGCAUGACUGUUUGCACAGAUUAAUUUUGGAAUGUCAUUCAAGGCAGGGACUUGUCAAAAUAACCUUUUGAGGUUCCUGUUAGUUCCAUUUUCUGUAAUUCUGAGAAGUAGGCUGACUUUAGUUUUUUACCAUGGAUUUUGGCAAGACAAAUCCACUUUUUGUAGAUAGUUUUUUUGUUACUUGGCAUGGGUAGAGAUGGUGUUAAUUUUCUGUAAAGGAGAAUGAUGUGUUGUCCCUCCUAUCCUUGAAUCUCAGACUCCAAUCCUUAAACUUUCUCCCAGGUAUGACAGUCACCUGCUCUACUGCAGUGCUUUUAAACGUUUUCUUAAGGGUCUGCUGCAGUGUUUUCUUUUUAUUGUUACAGCCAUAGCAGGUUUGCUGCUGGUGGGCACUUAAUGGCCUGUUAAUACAGACUGCCAUUGAAGUAGUCUUCUGUAGAUUUCUUUGGGCCAGGGUUUGAAUUUUAUGGAUAAAAAUGCAGCUGGUCUGCAUUGGCAUUGCGAUUGUAGGCAUUUACAAGCAAAAUGUAAAGCCUUGGACAGAUGUAACGAUAUUGAUAGCACGGUGCUUUUAGCAUCUCCAUGGAAGGUAAAUGCUUUAGUAAGAAGUUGCAACAUUCCACAUGGGAUCAGAAGGCCAAAGUUUGUUUUACUUUACUCAAAGACAUCAUUUCAUGCAAGAUGACAGGAAGCCUGCUCUCUCCCAAGUGAGUAUAGUGCAAAAAUCCUGUCCUCUAACCAAAAUGGCAAUUUGUGAUUUAGCUUUUAUAAUGAGCUGUUUCCUAGGGUGCGAGGAGUGGAGGGCAGUGCUCAGAAAGGGUGUGGUUCAUUGCCUCUGCCCCACAAAUGUUUGCAAUUCUCAUCUGCUUCCCCGAAUGGAGGAAACGCCCAAGCAGGAAAAGUCUGUCUGUGUGUUAUGGUAUGUAAGAUGUUAGAGGAAACAGGCUUUUGUAUUUGCAUCUUGCCCUUCCUCGAAAAUUAGAAUAACCUGGACACUGAGUCGAAUCUCUAAAUGUUAUUCUCCAGUUGAGCAUCCUCCCUGAGCACUUGGUGCCACAUCUUGCGCUAACUCAUGAUGUUUUUUUAAUUAGUAAGCAUGGCAAUAAAAUUGUCAUUGCUUUACAAAUGAGAAUCCUGCGUGAAAGAGCUGAGAAAGCCCUUCUUUCAGAAUUCUAGUUUCUGUUUCAACGUCAUGUAGAUCCUGUUUCUAGGGUUGGAUUCCUUUCAUGUUUCCAAGGCUAGAAGACAUCUGAGUAGAAGUUUAGGCUCUAGAAAGCUCAUGGUCAGUAAGUUGCUUUAUGCAAUGAUACGUACUUAAGGCUGUAACUUCUGACAAAUGUAACUUGUUAAUUAAGUGGUGACAGGCUAAAUAAACUCCCCUUCCCUGAAAUAUGGAUGGGAUUAGGAAUGCUGGCAGUAUUAUUCAUAUUAAUUACUGUUUGCAUGUAAAUGUAUGUGUUCUUGCAGAUACUGUCUUAAGUGAUAAAUCAUCCAGUGUUUUCCUAGCUAUUCUUUUUGUCUAAUACCCUGCUGUAAAGUGUCCCCCUCUCUCUCCCCCCAGCUUGUUUUUGAUCUUUGAAUUCGUCCUGAAACUGCUUCACUAUUGUUACCUUAGAUUUUCUUUUCCUUGCUGUUCAUUGUCAGCUGAUGCUUGACAGGGCACAAUUGCAUAAUUAGCCUUCAUCCAAAUGAUACAUAUUUCUGCAUGUUAAAUUUAGUUUAGUCUGGUUUUGAAAUGUUAUCUUAAACUUUGUGUACAGAGAAUUUUCAAACUUUUUUUUGCCUUAACAACUGCAAAGGUCAUCUCUCUACCUUUUGCCAGUAAACUUCUUGGAAAAAAGUUAAGACAUCAAAAUUUGAUUUAACAACCUUUUUGAUUUUGGAAUUUCAACUACCUAUUCACAUCAAAUAAUCUCACAAAGUGUUUCCUGAGAAUUGCCUGACUGCUACCAACAAAUGCUAGUAUAGUUAAAGAAAAACUUACAUAGGGAUUAAAGGUAGUUUACAAUAGAAUACAUAUUUCUUGUAAAGUUUUGGAAUAUUUCCAAAAUAUAUCUUAACUGACUCGGACUUCUUAGCAAGAGCCUACUGUACAUGUUAAAAUACGCAGUUUGAGAUGAGGUUUAAAUUGAUGGCCUCAGUUGCAUAUAAACUUAGGCUGGACUCUGAUUACAAGGUAAUUGCCAAUAUUAGCUAUUUAAUGCUAAUUGCUUAGCCAUGUUUAAGUAACUGAAUAUUAUCCAAGAUACUUUUUGCAGAUUAUAACGAAUUUUAAAAUGAACACAAGAUAAUUUGGUUAAGCAGAACAGUGGAGUAAGUGCUAGAUGUAUUUAACACAUUGUUAAUAACAAAAAAUGAGUUUUAUUUUGGUGUUGGUUUUAAUAAUGGGAAGUUGUUAUUUUAAAGUAUUUUUCUACAAAAACACGUGUGUGCAAAGGCAAUACUUCAACGUUUUUCAAGAACUCAUAUUUUUGAAUGCUACAGACCAGAGACUGUCUACAUUGAGACUGAAGUUAGUAGCUUUAAAAAAUGCAAUGUAAGCUUUACUUUUUAUAUUGUAAUAAUACCUUGCUGUCAGCUUGUUUACAUAUUUGUAGGAGGGAAAGUUUCAUUAUGCAUUGACUUAUCUUGAUGCUGUCUUUAAUAAAUGCUGCUUUGAGCAGGACGCAGUGGA